GGGGCUGAGCGGAACCAAGGGCGCGCGGCGCGGGGAGCCGGCCGGGCGGCGGCGCCGGCGGGGCGGGGGCGAAGAUGAGCACGAAGGAGGUGACCUGCAGGUAUUACAUGCAAGGAGUGUGUCGGGAGGGAAGCAAGUGCCUGUUCUCCCAUGACUUAUCUACAAGCAAGCCGUCUACUGUCUGCAAGUACUACCAGAAGGGACAGUGCGCCUAUGGAACUCGGUGCAGAUAUGAUCACACCAGACUUCCUGCAUCGGGGGGUGCAGCAGCAGCUGGUCCUGUGCCGCCUCCCCUUUCAUCAACAGCACUGCACAAUCCUCGCCCAGCGCACAGCGCACCAGUAAUCAAGAGCAAACUGCACGAGACUGGCAAACGGGAAAAGAAGACAUUAGUGCUCAGGGACAGAAAUCUGUGUGGCUUGAAUGAAGAAAAGCAGAAACCCAGUGCCACAAGUGAUUUGGUAUGUUGCAGUGACAAAAAUGAUAAUCUGGAAAUGAAGCCCCAUUCAUAUUUGGAAGCUAUCUGCAGCGGACUGGAAGAUCCAGUAGCCGGAAGUUCCUAUGUUGAUGGAGAGCAGUUAUGCCCUUAUGCUGCAGCAGGAGCAUGCCACUUCGGGGAUCGCUGCCUUUACCUCCAUGGAAGCGUGUGUGAAAUAUGUAACUUGCAAGUACUUCACCCUUUUGAUCAAGAACAGAGGAAGGCUCAUGAGAUGAUGUGUAUGGCAGCAUUUGAGCAUGAGAUGGAGAAGGCCUUUGCCUUUCAGGCAAGUCAGGACAAAGUGUGCAGCAUCUGCAUGGAAGUGGUGUAUGAAAAGCCAUCGGCCUCUGAGAGGAGGUUUGGGAUUCUGUCCAACUGUAAUCACACCUACUGUUUGUCCUGCAUCCGGCAGUGGAGAUGUGCCAAGCAGUUCGAGAAUCCCAUCAUAAAGUCUUGUCCAGAGUGCCGUGUGAUAUCAGAGUUUGUCAUUCCUAGUGCACAUUGGGUGGAAGACCAGGAGCAGAAAAAUAAGCUGAUUGAGGCAUUUAAGCAGGGAAUGGGGAAAAAAGCUUGCAAGUACUUUGAACAGGGAAAGGGAACUUGCCCCUUUGGAGGAAAAUGUCUUUACCUUCAUGCAUAUCCAGAUGGGAGGAGAGCUGAACCUGAAAAACCAAGGAAACAGCUCAGCUCUGAGGGGACUGUGCGGUUCUUCAAUUCUGUUCGCCUCUGGGACUUUAUUGAAGACAGAGAAAGUAGGACUGUGUCCAGCACAGAUGAUGAAGUAACAGAACUUGGAGAACUUUUCAUGCAUCUUUCUGGGGCUGAUGAAGAGUCUGCUACUUCUCAAUAAAAAGAACUAAAAGUGCUUUCUUGUAUAGCAA
Messenger RNA from Rhea pennata, 1359 nucleotides. It is a transcript of the gene MKRN2, whose product is annotated as makorin ring finger protein 2. The record is from RefSeq and is a predicted model, not a curated record. Gene Ontology annotation, molecular function: ubiquitin protein ligase activity; metal ion binding. Gene Ontology annotation, biological process: protein polyubiquitination. Lineage: Eukaryota; Metazoa; Chordata; Aves; Rheiformes; Rheidae. The transcript is spliced from 8 exons. The coding region runs from base 75 to 1328 and encodes 417 amino acids.